AUGGAUCCCGCACCCUCCAAAGCUAUCACUAGGCCGGUCUGGGAGGAAAUCGCCCCCGAGAUCUGCAUCCUAUCCAGCCUUCUCGCCGCCAGUAGCCGGUUUGAAAUGAAAUUAACCUCUAUUUCGGCCAGCUACUUCGAGAUGGCGCUCUCGAGAUCCACGCGACUGCAAGCUACUGGAACCACUAGUGGAUUUUGUGAGGAUACAGUGGCUGAAGAUAUGGUCGUGUCCCCAUAUAAGGAGCAUCAACUCCUUCGGUUGCACUCAUUCCUCAUCCAAACAUCCACACUUUCUCAGAACACAAACUACCAACCUCGAAUCAAUCUCUCCAAGAUUCAACCCUACCAAACUCAAGCAAACCCCCAAGCAUUCUCCCAAAAGAUCCCAGCUCGCGCCACCACAAUCUUCCCAGUUUUUGAUUCCUCAGAUUUCGGAACUCACCCCCGGCCUAUAAGCUUGCAUCAUCUCCUUUGCCUCCUUGGAACCAAUCCAUAUUCAUUUUUCAAGAUGAUGACCAACUCCCCACACACCACCUACUUCUCUUUCCCUGCCUACGAGAGCCACUUCGUCAGCGAGGUAGAAGCGGAACCCGCCCCAGUCACCCCAACCCUCUCCCAAAAAGCGCUCGAGCCAAUGGUCGACUACGCGACCGAAACCUACCCAAUCAUCCAGCGGGAUGGACGUCUCGAGGCCGAAAUCGAGCUCAUACUGUACCUGGCCGGAGCCACUUCGCCCUCUGCUGGGCGGAAAGCCGCCUCGUUGUACUCGCAGUCCUCAUCUAUCAACAGCUCCAUCAUCUCAUCCUCUUCUUCCUUGAUCAAAUCCAUCAAGAGCUGGUGUCGGUUCAGUUAG
Molecule: messenger RNA, 852 nt
Organism: Puccinia triticina
Lineage: Eukaryota; Fungi; Basidiomycota; Pucciniomycetes; Pucciniales; Pucciniaceae
Exons: 2
Coding region: 1-852 (283 amino acids)
Source: RefSeq, a predicted model, not a curated record